This is a messenger RNA of Penicillium macrosclerotiorum, 1263 nucleotides long. It is a transcript of the gene mpkA, whose product is annotated as mitogen-activated serine/threonine-protein kinase SLT2. Bases 1 to 1263 code for a protein of 420 amino acids. Gene Ontology annotation, molecular function: ATP binding; MAP kinase activity. NCBI's taxonomy places the organism in Eukaryota, Fungi, Ascomycota, Eurotiomycetes, Eurotiales, Aspergillaceae. Gene Ontology annotation, cellular component: nucleus; cytoplasm. Gene Ontology annotation, biological process: protein phosphorylation; intracellular signal transduction. The transcript has 5 exons. The record is from RefSeq and is a predicted model, not a curated record.
AUGGCUGAUCUGCAGGGUCGCAAGGUCUUCAAGGUCUUCAACCAGGACUUCAUCGUGAAUGAGCAGUACAAUGUCACCAAGGAGCUGGGUCAAGGUGCCUACGGUAUCGUGUGCGCCGCAACCAACGUCCAGACCGGCGAAGGCGUCGCCGUGAAGAAGGUCACCAAUGUGUUCAGCAAGAAGAUUCUCGCCAAGCGCGCCCUACGAGAGAUCAAGCUGCUCCAGCACUUCCGCGGCCAUCGCAAUAUUACCUGCCUGUACGAUAUGGAUAUUCCCCGACCGGAUAACUUCAACGAAACCUAUCUCUAUGAGGAGUUGAUGGAGUGUGAUCUGGCGGCGAUUAUCCGAUCGGGCCAGCCCUUGACCGACGCGCAUUUCCAGUCCUUUAUCUACCAGAUCCUGUGCGGUCUGAAGUACAUCCACUCAGCCAACGUGCUGCACCGUGAUCUGAAGCCCGGCAACUUGCUGGUCAACGCCGACUGCGAGCUCAAGAUUUGCGACUUCGGUCUGGCCCGUGGGUUCUCGAUCGACCCCGAGGAGAAUGCCGGUUACAUGACGGAGUAUGUGGCUACCAGGUGGUACCGCGCGCCCGAAAUCAUGUUGAGCUUCCAGAGCUAUACUAAAGCUAUUGAUGUGUGGUCCGUCGGCUGUAUUCUUGCCGAGCUGCUCGGUGGUCGUCCCUUCUUCAAGGGCCGUGACUAUGUCGACCAGCUGAACCAGAUUCUGCACUACCUGGGUACUCCGAACGAGGAGACCCUAGCCCGCAUUGGGUCACCCCGCGCCCAGGAGUAUGUGCGCAACCUGCCGUUCAUGCCCAAGGUUCCCUUCCAGCGGCUGUUCCCCAACGCCAACCCCGACGCGUUGGAUCUGCUGGAUCGCAUGCUGGCAUUUGACCCGUCAGCCCGUAUUUCCGUCGAGGAGGCCCUGGAGCACCCUUAUCUGCACAUCUGGCACGAUGCCUCUGAUGAACCGACCUGCCCGACCACUUUCGACUUCCAUUUCGAGGUCGUUGACGAUGUUCAAGAGAUGCGUAAGAUGAUCUUGGACGAGGUGAUUCGCUUCCGCGCCCUUGUCCGCCAACAAUCGCAGGCCCACGCUACCCAGCAGCAGCAGAUGGCCCAGCAGACCAAUAUCCCCAUCCCCGAAAAUCAACAGGGCCCCUGGAAGACGGAAGAGCCUAAGCCCCAGGAGGCGACUGUCGGCGGCGGGCUGCCGAAUGACCUGGAGUCCUCGCUGCAGCGCGGCAUGGACGCACAUCACUGA